GCCAUUUUAAGAAUUUCAUCGUCGAUUGUACUGACGCUUGGUUACGUUUUAAUCGUGUUUAACCAUAAUAUUACAUUCAUAUCCAAAUAAGUACAAGUAAAAGAUUUGAAAUGGGUAAAAAGGAUAAAAAAGGUGAAACUAGUGAGGCAUCCAGCGAAGAAGAAUAUGUUGUAGAGAAGGUUCUCGACAAACGUACUGUAAAAGGCAAGGUACAAUAUCUACUAAAAUGGAAGGGUUACAAAGAGGAGGAGAGCACAUGGGAACCAGUGGAGAAUCUCGACUGUGAGGAGCUGAUCAAGACCUUUGAGGAAAAUAGAAAGGAAAAAGAAAAAGAGUCAAAAACUAAGAAGCCAGAAGACCGUGGCAAAAAACGUGUUCGUGAGUCCAGUGAGGAGACUUCCUCUGGACGCAAGGGUCGUGGUGCCAGUGUCUCAUCAGCUGAGGAUCACAAGGACACCUCCAAGAGGGAACGCAAGGAAGACAAAUCUAAAUCUGGCUUUGACAAGGGUCUGAAGGCUGAGAAGAUUAUAGGUGCAUCAGAUGCGACAGGAGAGCUGAUGUUUUUAAUCAAAUGGGCUGAUUCUGACGAGGCUGAGCUUGUGCCCGCUAGAGUUGCAAAUGUCAAAUGUCCUCAGCAGGUGAUUGCCUUCUACGAAGAGAGACUUACGUGGCACACACCGGCGGAGUCAGAAUGAUAUAGAAUCGCAUGUGGCAUGCCCAGUAUCCGAUACGGCGGGGAUUAUUUCUACGUCCGCGCAUUGGAGAUUCAUGAGCGUCAACGCCACAUAUAACACGACGCCAAGGAGUGUUGCAUGCGAUGGAUCUACCACUUCAAUAGUAUUCGUAAUACUGUUAUUAAUUUUGAAAGCUGAGAUGUGGUUUAAUUUAUCUUAGUUAGAUUCCCAUGGACAGAGUCCGUAUUUGUGUAUCCUUGUGAAUGUGUAGUUUAAGAAAGGUUUCGGCAGUAGUGAGCCAUCUGCUUC
This is a messenger RNA of Spodoptera exigua (beet armyworm), 983 nucleotides long. NCBI's taxonomy places the organism in Eukaryota, Metazoa, Arthropoda, Insecta, Lepidoptera, Noctuidae. The record is from the annotation of a GenBank genome assembly.